CUUAAAGUGGACAUCAUAUAAAGAAGUGAUAAUUAUAUAUAUUGUAAAUAAUUUGAAAAGCAUUCAGUUCAAUCUUCGAGUUAAUUAAGUAAACUGUUAACUGAAAAACAACUGACUGAUCGGAGUUAUUUCACUUGGAAACACACCAAAGCAAUAUACAUAUUAAAAAAAACACAAUUGAUGAAAAGAAUAACUGAAUUGGACUAAAAAAAUCGACAACUCCUUUUUUGGAAAUUCCCCGCUUAUGGAACCGAAAACACUGAAUAGCACUUAUGCUGAUGACUAUGAUCAUAAUGUCGAUGAUAAUAACAGUAACAAAAAUAUUAGUAGAAUGGAAAAUGGAAGUAUAAUUGUGUAUAACACUGAAAUUUUAUCUAGAUCUAAUCAACAAUUAUUUUCAUUGGAUGUUGAAUCUAAUACUGAUAACUUGAUGAAAGAAGAUUCUUCAUUGAAAUAUGAUGAAACGAAUAAUAUUUUAUCAAAGCAUAAAUUAAAUUUCAAUUUAAUGCUUUCAAAAUAUUCUAAAUCUAUUCAUUGUAAAGAUUCCAAUUAUCAUCAGUCAAAUUCUUCUAUUCAUGAACUAGAUACUACUUAUGGAGAACUAGAUAAAAGUAGUAUUCUUUUUUACAAUGAUUAUGAUAAGGAUGAUAAUUGUAAUGUUGGUAUCAACUAUGGUACUGUUAAUGAUAUGAUAAUUGAUGAUAUUAGUCAUAUCAUUGCAUCUAUUAAAAGUGAGUGA
Messenger RNA from Schistosoma rodhaini, 739 nucleotides. NCBI's taxonomy places the organism in Eukaryota, Metazoa, Platyhelminthes, Trematoda, Strigeidida, Schistosomatidae. The record is from the annotation of a GenBank genome assembly.